AUGGAACCCGAGAAUAAAACACAAGCUUUCAAAUUUUUUCUUCUUGGAAUUUCAGAGGACUCCAGCUUACAGCCCUUCCUCUUUGGACUAUUUCUGUUUAUGUACCUGGUCACGGUGCUUGGGAACCUGCUCAUCAUCUGGGCCACGAUCACAGACCCCCGCCUGCACACCCCCAUGUAUUUGUUCCUCUCUAACCUGUCCUUUGCAGACAUCUGUUUCACUUCUACCAGCAUCCCGAAGAUGCUGGUGAACAUUCACACACAAAGCAAGGUCAUCCCCUACGAAGGCUGCAUCACCCAGGUGUACUUUUUCAUAGUCUUUGGGGUUUUGGACAAUUUCCUCUUAGCUGUGAUGGCCUAUGACCGCUUGGUGGCCAUCUGUCACACCCUGCAGUACAUGGUAAUCAUGAACCCCAGACUCUGUGGUUUGCUGGUCCUGGGGUGCUGGAUCACCAGUGCCUUAAAUUCCUUGUUACAGACCUUAAUGGCAUUGAGGCUGUCUUUCUGUGCAGACGUGGAGAUCCCACACUUUGUGUGUGAGCUUAAUCAGCUGGUGCUUCUCGCCUGCUCUGACACCUUUGUUAAUGACGUGGUGAUCUACUUUGCAGCCAUGCUGCUGGGCGGUGGUCCCUUGGCUGGCAUCCUUUACUCUUAUGCUAAGAUAGUUUCUGCCAUCCGUGCCAUCUCCUCUGCUGGGGGCAAGUACAAGGCAUUUUCCACCUGUGUGUCUCACCUGUCUGUGGUCUCCUUAUUUUAUUGUACACUUCUGGGUGUCUACCUUAGUUCCUCAGUUACCCAGAACUCACAGGCGACUGCGAGAGCGUCAGUCAUGUACAGCAUGGUGACUCCCAUGCUGAACCCUUUCAUCUACAGUCUGAGGAAUAAGGACAUAGUGGGAGGGCUGAGAAGACUCUUCAGAGUGAAGCCAUGA
Messenger RNA from Cavia porcellus (domestic guinea pig), 930 nucleotides. Its product is annotated as olfactory receptor 7A40-like. Lineage: Eukaryota; Metazoa; Chordata; Mammalia; Rodentia; Caviidae. Gene Ontology annotation, molecular function: G protein-coupled receptor activity; olfactory receptor activity. Gene Ontology annotation, biological process: G protein-coupled receptor signaling pathway. The record is from RefSeq and is a predicted model, not a curated record. Bases 1 to 930 code for a protein of 309 amino acids. Gene Ontology annotation, cellular component: plasma membrane. The transcript has a single exon.